This is a messenger RNA of Pantherophis guttatus, 2129 nucleotides long. RefSeq names its product spondin 2 (gene SPON2). The record is from RefSeq and is a predicted model, not a curated record. Gene Ontology annotation, cellular component: extracellular matrix. NCBI's taxonomy places the organism in Eukaryota, Metazoa, Chordata, Lepidosauria, Squamata, Colubridae. Gene Ontology annotation, biological process: cell adhesion.
AAAGGUUUUGUGCCUGAAGCAGCUUUUUUUCUGCAACUUAUGGGCACCGGGGCCAGCAUGGAGAAAUGCCAUCCAUCAAAAAACCUUUGAAGGCGGAGGGGGCAAACUUGUAGGCUAGCAAAAGUUGAAAUGUAGUUCAUUCCUGCAGGUUUUUUUUUUCCACAGCUGGCACACCAUUCACAGCCACAAAGCAUACAGAUGUUUCCAGCAGCACAAGAUGUGUUCAGGGAAUCGAGGGGAAAAAAACCAACCACUGCCCCGCUUGGACUAAAGGGACUUUUGCAGGCAUAAAUAGCAAGAUUUCCUCUCUUCCCCUUGCAGAUUUUCCAGCUGGGAGACAAAGCAAGUUCUUCUCCUAACAACCUCACAGCCACCGGAACACCCGAAAUGGGAAACUCACUACCUGUGUCUGGUUCUGACAAGACAAUCGCAGCACUGCUGGUUGCACUCUUGAGUUGCGUGGAUUGUGUUCCCCUCGAGGGAGAGACCCUGUGUGGUGCAGAGGAACCAACCACCUACAGCAUUGUCUUCACGGGGAAAUGGAGCCAAACAGCUUUUCCAAAGCAGUACCCGCUCUACAGACCCCCAGCGCAGUGGUCCUCCCUCCUAGGUGUGGCCCACAACUCGGACUACGUCAUGUGGAAGGCCAGCGGCUAUGCCAGCAACGGCAUGCGUGAGUUGGUGGAGAAGGGGGAGCCCUGGAUGCUGAUGAAGGAAAUUGAAGCAGCUGGAGAGAAAAUGCAAAGCGUUUAUGGAAUCUUCUCCGCUUCUCCUGUGGUUACCGGAACAGGACAGACCUCAACUCUCUUUGAAGUUGACCCGGGUCAUCCCUUAGUAUCCCUUGCAGUACGAAUCGUGCCCAGCCCUGACUGGUUUGUGGGGAUUGAGAAUUUUAAUUUGUGCGACAAAAAUGGCUGGAAGCGCCACGUCUCCAUAGAUUUAUUUCCAUAUGAUGCUGGAACGGAUAGCGGCUUUACGUUUUCCGCACCCAACUUCGCCACGAUCCCUCGCGAUACGAUCACGGAAAUCACCUGUUCCUCCCCAAGUCAUCCUGCCAACUCAUUUUAUUACCCCAAGCUUAAGACUCUGCCGCCGAUUGCCCGGGUGACCAUGGCAAAACUCAAAAGAAAGAAAUUGGGCUUUCUCAUCUCUCAACCAAACGUCACAACCACCCAUAACGAAGUGGAGGAUUCAGUCUCGGAAACACCUUUGGAUUGUGAGACCUCUCUGUGGUCUUCGUGGGGCCUUUGCCGUGGCACCUGUGGAAAUUUAGGAACGAAAAGACGGACUCGGUACAUACUACUUCAGCCAGCCAAUCAUGGGACCCCCUGUCCAGAUCUGAGCGAAGAAACACACUGCGAACCAGAUAAUUGUGUCUGAGAUAAUUUCUUUGGACCAUCGUUUACCUCGUGUAAUUUGGGGGAUAUUUAAGGUAUCUCUGCGUUGAUAUUUUUUAUAGCUCAUGAGCUGUCCAUCUAUCCAUCUAUCCAUCCAUCCAUCCACCAAUCCAAUAGAUAGAUCUACUUAAGGGAUCUGAGCUUUCUACACGUUUAUUGUGAACUCCUACAGUGCCACCUAGCGGUCAGAAAUAGUAGUAAUAGUAGUAAACUCGAAUAGUAAACUUAGUGUUACCAACAUCUGCACGGAGAAAAGAGGCAGGCGAGAAUCUUUUCAUUUCUGCUACUUCUGGAAUGUAUUUAAUGCAUCUGAGGAAUAAUGAGCUAGUUUCUACUGACUUACGAAAUGCUGGAGAAUUAAAUGUAUAAGUUUUGAGGGAGAAUCAACUUGAAGGAAAAAGAAAACCAAGUUUUUCUCAAGAGUACGAGAAAAAAGCCGAGAUUUAUUUGGGUGUGUGUGUGUAAUUCUAAAAAUUUUAAGCUGUUGUUUGAAAACUCUUGGGCUGGCUAUGGUGAAAGUUGGCAAGUUUUAUCUUUUAUGCAGAUUUCUAUGAAUUUUGUCCUGUUCUGUAAAGAGCUAAGAAGGCCUAAAAGGAGAACUGUAAUAAUAAUUUGCUAAAAAGUUUGUGUACCAAGGCGUAGAGUAUAUACGUCCUUUACUUACAGUGUUCUAUAUUUCUGGAUUUUUUUUUUCUAAUUAAAAACAAACAUUUUCCCUCCGGUUAAAUAAUA